Molecule: messenger RNA, 3033 nt
Organism: Pseudophryne corroboree (corroboree frog)
Lineage: Eukaryota; Metazoa; Chordata; Amphibia; Anura; Myobatrachidae
Gene: PEX11G
Product: peroxisomal biogenesis factor 11 gamma
Exons: 5
Coding region: 170-877 (235 amino acids)
Biological process (GO): peroxisome fission
Cellular component (GO): peroxisomal membrane
Source: RefSeq, a predicted model, not a curated record
UCAGAGGGAGGCCUGGGACGCAGAAGUCUGAAGUCCAUGAGGCUGUGUGUACUGUGUGUGCAGGGUACUGAGUUUAGCUUUAAAUAUUAGAAUUGCUGCAGCCGUCUUCACCGUAUAUGUUGUGCAUAGCAGGGUCCCCUUUGAGUAACUGGUCCAUUACACGGUCACAAUGGCAACUGCAGCAUCUGGACUGGUAAAUGUCUUGGAAUCAUACAGAGGCAGAGACAGGCUGAUGCGGACGCUGGGCUACAGCUGCCAGCUGCUGGGUGGAAUCAUUACAGUGAAGCAUGGAGAAAAGCAGCAUUGGGGAAAGAGCCUUCUUAUCGUGGCCUCACAGCUAAGCAACUGCCGGACAGUACUGAGACUCUUCGAUGACUUGUCCAUGCUCACGUAUUCUCUUCAGUAUGGUCUAGGAAAGCAGGAGGAAGAUUAUCUCAUCAGGUGGAUAUCUGUCAUAGGCAACAUAUUUGACCAGCUCUACUACCCAUGUGAGCAUGUGGCCUGGGCUGCAGAUGCUGGCGUUCUCCACACCAAGUCAGAAAAAUGGUGGACAGCCAGUACUGCCCUGUGGGGUCUUUCGCUUAUGGUGGGAAUUGUAAAAUCUUUAAGAAAUUUACUUAAGUUAAGAAGAAGCAAAGGAAAACAUUUAGGGUGUGACCCGCCAAAGAGCCGUGGUGAAAUUAAAUUCCUAAUGAAGUCAGAACUUUUGUGCAUAAUCAGCUGUUCUUCUGAUCUAAUAAAUGCCAUUCACUGGAUGCCCCCUGGUUUUAUGUGGGGUGGCUGUUCACCCACAUGGUUGGUUGGCCUGAUGGGGACUAUCUCGUCAUUGAUUGGAAUCUACCAGACUGCUGUUGGUGGAAGCUCAGCUGGAGUGUAAAGCUGGAAGCAGCAGGAGAAGCAGAUGCAGCUAACGCCACUAUGAAGCAUUUGUCUUGGUACCACAAGAAAUUAGGUGUGCUAACACUGGACUACUAUUCGGAUUUACAGUGCAUCCGGAAAGUAUUCACAGCACUUCACUUUUUCCACAUUUUGUUAUGUUACAGCCUUACUCCAAACUUGAAUAAAUUCAUUUUUUCCCUCAAAAUUCUACACACAAUUUUCCAUAAUGACGUGAAAAAAAUGUUUUUGAGAUUUUUGCAAAUUUAUUAAAAAUAAAUAACUAAGAAAUCACAUGUACAUAAGUAUUCACAGCCUUUGCUCAAUACUUUGUUGAUGAAUCUCUGUCAGCAAUUACAGCCUCAAGUCUUUUUGAAUAUGAUGCCACAAGCUCGGCACACCUAUCUUUGGGCAGUUUCGCUCAUUCCUUUUUGCAGCACCUCUCAAGCUCAAUCAGGUUGGAUGGGAAGCGUUGGUGCACAGCCAUUUUCAGAUCUCUCCAGAGAUGUUCAAUCAGAUUCAAGUCUGGGCACUGGCUGGGCUACUCGGUGACAUUCACAGAGUUGUCCUGAAGCCACUCCUUUGAUAUCUUGGCUUAGGGUCAUUGUCCUGCUGAAAGAUGAACCGUCGCCCCAGUCUAAGGCCAAGAGCUCACUGGAGCAGGUUUUCAUCCAGGAUGUCUCUGUACAUUGCUGCAUUCAUCUUUCCCUCUAUCUUGACUAGUCUCCCAGUUCCUGACGCUGAAUAACAUCCCCACAGCAUGAUGCUGCCGCCACCAUGCUUCACUGUAGGAAUGGUAUUGGCCUGAUGAUGAGCAUUGCCUGGUUUCCUCCAAACAUGAUGCCUUGCAUUCACGCCAAAGAGUUCAAUCUUUGUCUCAUCAGACCAGAGAAUUUUGUUUCUCAUGGUCUAAGAGUCCGUCAGGUGCAUUUUGGCAAACUCCGGGCUGGUUGCCAUGUGCUUUUUACUAAGGAGUGGCUUCCAUCUGGCCACACUACCAUACAGGCAUGAUUGGUGGAUUGCUGCAGAGAUGGUUGUCCUUCUGGAAGGUUCUUUUCUCUCCACAGAGGAAUGCUGUAGCUCUGACAGAGUGACCAUCGGGUUCUUGAUCACCUCCCUGACUAAGGCCCUUCUCCCUCGAUCGCUCAGUUUAGACGUCCAGCCAGCUCUAGGAAGAGUCCUGGUGGUUCCGAACUUCUUCCAUUUACGGAUGAUGGAGGCCACUGUGCUCAUUGGGACCUUAAAAGCAGCAGAUGUUUUUCUGUACCCUUCCGCAGAUUUGUGCCUCGAGACAAUCCUGUCUCUGAGGUCUACAGACAAUUCCUUUAAUUUCAUGCUUGGUUUGUGCUCAGACGUGCACUGUCAAGUGUGGGACCUUAUAUAGACUGGUGUUUGCCUUUCCAAAUCAUGUCCAAUCAACUGAAUUUACCACAGAUGGACUCCAAUUAAGCUGUAGGAACAUCUCAAGGAUGAUCAGUGGAAACAGGAUGCCCCGGAGCUCAAUUUUGAACUUCAUGGCAAAGGCUGUGAAUACUUUUGUUCAUCUGAUUGCUUCGUUUUUUUAUUUUUAAUAAAUUUGCCAAAAACGCUUAAACAUUUUUUUCACGUCGUCAUUAUGGGGUAUUGGUGCUAAUUCUGACCUGAUCGCUAGGCUACGUUUUCAUAUAGCGGGCGAUCAGGUCUAAACUGCGCGUGCGUAUGCACCGCAAUGCGCAGGCGCGUCGCACGGUUACAAAGUGGAUCGCCGCUCAGCGAUGGGUUUGUGCAAAGGAUCCAUUCGCACAGGCGUUCUCAAGGAGAUUGACAGGAAGAAGGUGUUUGUUGGUGUCAACUGACCAUUUUCUGGAAGUGUUUGGAAAAACACAGGCAUGUCCAAGCGUUUACAGGGCGGGUGUGUGACGUCAAUCCCGACCCUGAACAGGCUGAAGCGAUCGCAGCGGCUGAGUAAGUCCUGGGCUACUCAGAGACUGCAUAAGAUCUGUUUGUACAGCUCUGGUACACAUGUGUUCGCACACUUGCACAGCUAAAAUACACUCCCCCUGCAGGCGGCGACUAUCUGAUCGCAGCAGUGCAAAAAUCGCCUGCUACCCAUCAGGUCGUAAUUAGGCCCAUUGUGUGUAGAAUUUUGAGGGGGAAAAAAUGUAUUUAUUCAGUUUU